Messenger RNA from Paramuricea clavata, 1042 nucleotides. The record is from the annotation of a GenBank genome assembly. NCBI's taxonomy places the organism in Eukaryota, Metazoa, Cnidaria, Anthozoa, Malacalcyonacea, Plexauridae.
AUGGGAGGAAAGGAGAAUGUGAGAGUGCGGGUUAUGUUUGACUCAGGAAGUCAACGGUCAUUCGUUACGGGCAAGGUAGCUCAGAAGGCAGGAGUGCCAGUAAAGAGGAAGGAAUGGGUAGAAAUUAAAACGUUCGGACAGGAGAAAGUUGAAGGGAAGUUGAGAGAAGUGUUUGAAUUGAGUGUAGCCCCAGUACAGGGGGGGAGAGAGUGUUAGCAUUGAAGUUUAUGGAGUAGACAGCAUUUCACAGAUUAGGAAUGAGCAUGUAAAGACAAGGAAGAAAGAUUACCCACAUUUGCAAGGGUUAUUGUUUUCCGAUGUUUGUAAGACCAAGAAUGUGUUAGAAAUAGAGUUACCAAUUGGCGCAGAUUAUUUGUGGUUAUUUCAAGAACGGCGUACGGUUAGGGGCAAGAGUGAUGAACCUGUUGCGGUUCAAACCAAAUUAGGAUGGGUGUUGUCAGAUCCACUGAAGAGUAGCUCUGAAGAUGAUGGUGGUCCUACAUCGUGUGCACAGGUAAGUGUAAACCUUAUUGGGCAUGUAACUUCAUCAAAGAAUAGGUCCCUUGAAGCAUGUGUUGAAAAAUUAUGGGAUUAUGAAACGUUAGGUAUAAAGCAUGAAGAGGAAGCUAGUGAGUUAUUAAAUUAUUCAAUACAUUUCAAUGGCCAACGAUAUAGUGUAAGUUUACCUUGGAAGGAAGGGCAUAGUUUAUUGCCAACCAGUUAUAGCUGUAGUGUGCAGAGAUUAAAGGGACAGCUUUUAAGAUUAAAGAAGGAGCCAGAAGUUUUACGAGAGUAUGACAGAGUAAUUAAAGAACAGUUAGAGCUAGGUAUUAUAGAACCAGUUGUAGAGUUAGAGAGAGCUGAUAAGAUCCAUUAUCUACCACAUCAUGCUGUGGUUCGUAAAGAUGCAAAGACCACUAAGGUCAGGGUUGUGUAUGAUGCAUCGAGUAAAGAGACUAAGAAGGGUGUAUCUUUAAAUGACUGCUUACAUGUUGGGCCACCUCUAUCCCCGUUGUUGUAUCCACAUUAUAUUGCGUUUUAG